Molecule: messenger RNA, 4684 nt
Organism: Toxorhynchites rutilus septentrionalis
Lineage: Eukaryota; Metazoa; Arthropoda; Insecta; Diptera; Culicidae
Gene: ebo
Product: exportin-6
Exons: 5
Coding region: 485-3670 (1061 amino acids)
Biological process (GO): protein export from nucleus
Molecular function (GO): nuclear export signal receptor activity; small GTPase binding
Source: RefSeq, a predicted model, not a curated record
CUCGUAUGCCUUCACUAUACUAGUGUCACGCAGUAGUCAGCAUGCAGUGUGAGAGUAGAGUUUGUGCGAAGUAGAAAUACAUGCAGCAGUGAGAAGAUACGGAUUGCUACGAGAUAGUGAAAAAAAGUGCAAAAAUCUUUAUUUUUGCACAUGAAACAAGCAAUUAGAAUCCCGUACAGAAUCGUCGGGUAAGAUUUUCGAUUGUGUUUCGCUGUGGAUUCGCGUUGAGAAGAGCCCUCAUGUGGCAAAAUUAGUGUUAAAAAAGAUUUCAGCCUCCAGCAAGGAAAAAAAUCGAGAAGGAAAAAUCGGGGCGUUUACGUAGUUUAUUAGUCCGUGGGAUUAGUCGACGUUCGGAGCCCGUUUUUUGCUACGUUUGGCAAGAUUGUUGCGCAAAAAAGACUCAGGACAUCUGAAAUUGGGUGAAAUAUACAUCCGCUAGUUUGCCGUUCGGAAGUCGCAGCUCCUGGAAGUCGAGAAAAGAAAGAUGGGCACUCUGGCCAUCGAUGGUGCGAUACACCAGGCAGAGCUGCUGUCGAUUGAAACCCUGGUGAAUGAGUUCUACCAUCCGGGCACAUCCAAUUCUAGGAAACAUGCGAUCGAGGGUCAACUACAGCAAUUCCAACGAUCAUCGCAUUCCUGGGCCAUGUGCCUGCACAAUUUGGCCCAUUUCAACAACCAGUACUUUUGGUUCUUUAACGUUUCCACCAUUGAAGUCACCAUUAAUCAGCGAUGGCACACCUUGAAUGAACUCCAAAGGAAUCAGAUAAAUGAGUCGCUGUGGUCGACCUAUGCGGGGUUUUCUCAAGACAUUCCGGGACUUCAGCGGGACAAGAUCGCACAGCUGAUUGCUCUCAUUGGUAAACGGCAGUUCCCCGAGCAGCACCCGGAUUACAUGAACCAGGUAAUGGAAUUGCUUAAGAACAAAUUCAUCCUCGGCAUCACUCUGCUGCGUUCAACUUCGGAUGAGAUCACUAGUACAAAAUCCGAUAUGAACAGCGAGCGGCAAAAAUAUCUCUCCUACUGUGUAUCGAUGUACCUGCCGUCGGUGUUCGACAUUCUGGAAAAAUACGCUGAACUCUGCAUCACCCGAACAAGUUGUAAGAACGGAAUUAGCUUGGCUCAUCUGCCACCCCCAUUUGGUGACGAUUCACGACUGCAGCAAGCCGUACUCGAUUUGUUGCUGUGUGUGCAGCAGAUAUUUUCGUGGGCUCCUCUGGACAAUAUUACUGGUCCGGAGUUUUUCCAGAGCUUGUUCGUGCUUGCUCGGUGGAACGAGAGCUAUAACGAUGUAUCGAUCUCUGCCCUGACGACGAUUUCGGAGCUAUUCUAUCGCCAGAAACCCCUUCCGUUGCCGACGGUCAUAGCCACCGGAGUGAUCGAUUUGCUUCAGCAACCAACCCUUAAACUGUCGAAUGAAUUGUACCAGGAUAAGCUUACAGAGCUGCUCCGAUUGUUCACUGUCCAGCAGUGGCACAAGUGGAGCAAGGAUCCACAUUUUCCUGCCAUAAGCUAUUUGAACUCGCUCUUUCAGUAUACAUUUUUCGGAUACGGAGCGCUGGCUUUCACGGAACGUUUAACAAUUUGGACUCCAAUCAUACGCAGCUUUGGUGCGACCGGGAACAAUGGUGUCACAGAGAAGCAUACCGAAAAGCUGCUAGCGUUAUCAGCGGGCACCGUGAAACGAAUGCUAUUCCAGUACGAUUUCGAUCAGCAGUUGGACAUGCUGGACAGCGAAGAACUUGAUGAUGAUAAUGAAACCGAGCUGCAGCAUUUCUUCAACCAAUGCAUCGACACAAUUGCGCUAAUUGCCGAGAUCGAACCGAUUCGGGUGUACGACAUGGUCUUUUCGGAGUUUGCGUCCGACUCGAACGGUCCCUAUGCGCAAGUUCUUUCCACGGUCGGUGUCCUGCUGAACGGAUCCUGUUUCAUAUCGCCGCGUUCACUGGAGGAUGACGGAGGUGCCGGACUGCGGUGUAAAUUCCGUGAUUUCAUUUCCCUGUGCCAAGUGAUAGCCCGAAUCAGUUCGCUGCUGCACGAAUGUUCGGAGAAGGUUAGCGCAUCCCUCGGAAGGCUGAUCGAGGAUUUAGUCAAACUGGUGGAGAUGGUUUCCGACGCUUCGGGUGAUCCGUUGGAGUACUUUUUCGUGCAUCUUUCCCCGAUUGCAAGCGAUUUGGUGGACGUCGUGGGCCAAACGCUCAUCACUGUGCGGAGUUUGCUGCUGGUGACACACAUUCCUUUCGGAGACGCGGAAAUGAUGCGUUUCGUUGGGUGCAUUCCGCGGUUUUUGUCCCCUCCGCAGAAGGUGAAGAAAGAUCAGCUGAAAACGCUCUCGAGUGCUGCGGCUCAGCUGCUGCUCAGUGUUAGUGCCAAUUUGCGACCGAAAUACCUCGUUCAGCUAAUUAAACCACUAGUUCACAGCGACCUUCGGCAUAUGGAGCGAUCGACAGCCAGCACAGUUCGGCGAGCAAUAUGCAACUGUUUUGUGCUACCGUGGGCAGGCUGUUCAGUACAGGAGCAAAAUUUCGAAGGUCGUGCCGCACUGUUACAGGAAUACAUUGCAUUUAUUGCCGGUGAUUUGAUUAGGUUAGACUUGGGCCAUGCCUUCAACGCUUGUAGUUUCUCGCUGGAUUACGGCCAGGAGGAGAAAAUUGUUUCAGUUGCCGCAACUGUGCUGAGCACACUGCGCGAUCUACUAGAUUACUACCAAGAACAGAGCAGUUCCGUCAAGCAGAUGUUGGCGGCGGCAUACAGACCUGUGAUAGAGAAAACUCUCGCCAUUUAUAGCGCUGCCAGCAGCAAAAACUGUGCCCUCGUUGAACACAUCUUCGACUUCUGCUUGGGAAUCAUCAGAACCUUGCAGAUCCAACUUGGCCAAAUGUUCCUGAAGAACAUUAUUCUACUGUUUCUGGGGAAAACCAAAACCGAACAAGUCACAGUGCAGCGGUUCCGUUCGUUGGACAUCUUGCUCAAAAUGUUCCUACUGAUAGUGGAGCAACCGGGAAAUGCUUCGCUACUGUCAGAUAUCAUCAGCUUCUCGAUAGAACACGUGCUUCCCCUGGUGUACUCGUCAGAGUUCACCACCAGCAGCAGUAAAUGCGAACAGCGUGGUCACGCCGAUGCUAGUUUAUCUCUGUACCUUCUGUUCAACGGAAUACUGCUUCAUCGAUGGCAAUAUUUCUACAAGUCUAGUGUUCUGAAGCAAUUCGCUCCCAGUUCAGUGGGCGCAUUGCAGCAGCCUCAGUCUGCGCUUGAACACUCGGAUCAAUUUGGUGCCAUAAUGAACGCGUACGGUCAGGCUAUCGUAUGCGCCAGCGAUCCUCACAUUACCCGUGCCACACUACAGUCACUUCAAGCGUUGCACGAGCGGUGGAAGCUCUACCAGAAGGGUUUCUUCCGCGAUAACUUACUUCAGUCGUUCGAGGCUGCCAUCAUCAAGGCGUUGGCCGCGCCGGAAGGAAUUAUGCACUACGAGCUGUUGCUGUCGGUGUUGCACAGCAUGGGAGAGGUGGAUAUGAAGCUCCUGCAUGGAACCUUCACCGGGAUUGGUUUCCCGGAGGAUUCGAAACUGGUCGAGGAUGUUUGCCUUGCUUCGGAUUAUCCAACCUUCGCACACCGCAUGAAUCAGCUCAUCCAGGACACCAAGUGCGGCCAGCUGACCGAAACGGCUUAAUUUCGAGCCUUUUCGUCGAAGUAGCCUAGAUAGUUUUCUAGAAACUAUCAAUCACUGUAGAUUUUCUCUCAUCCAUAUUCUCACAAACACAAACACACACCCUUUCUCCAGCUUGCGUUUCAUCGUUGGAACUCAAUUUGGGUUCUAAACCGAUUGAGUAAAACAACAGAAAAAAAUAGAAAUGAGCCGGAAUCGAAACGCGUGGGGUAGAACUGAAAUUCACGAAAUUCCAUAUUUUAAUAAAAUUGAUAACGCGAUAAAAUUGAGAUAGAAUAACUAAAUUUUAAGGGUGCGACCUUAAGUCGUCGGGUUAGUCAACUAUCUCGCAAAUCAUAUGUGUGCGUAUACGUAUACCGCGGGACCUGAGUAACAGGGAUCGUCAAAUCGCUCUUCUACAAUGGAUAGUCUUUAGCAGGUAGGUUAGGUUCAGCUCGAAUUUUUUUUCGUAGGAAAAUGUUGGGUUUUCCAUGUUUCAUGUAUUUUUAUUUUCGUUAGCUCUUACUGCUAUCCAUAACCAAAUCUAGAGUUUGUUUUAAGGUUGUGUUGUGUUAGGCAUAAAAAUUAAAAAUCGGAAAAUUCUAAAUUCUAAGAAACCUACAUUGCAGAGUUUGAAGGAAGCGAUUAUAUGGAUUUUAUAUUUAAGUAAUUAUUACAUGUGAUAUCGUGACAAUUAGAUUUUAUGAAAUCUAACCUUCAAAGUCAGAAUCAAAAUCAUGAUUCUUGCUUCGCUUCAAUUUUACUAAGUCAAGUCUUUCCAGCUUUCUGUCAUAUUUUGCAACUUUCGAGAUUAGUUUUUAUUGUAUUCUCUGUGAAUAGUUGUCAACAGAUUAGAGGUAUACACAAUUGAAAAAGGAAUUAGUAUUACAAAUAUGGUUUCCUUGAACAAACUAAACCCGAUAUCGUGUUAAAUUAUAUAUAUAUAUAUAUAUAUAUACAAGUAUUUUCAAUACAGAUAAUUUCCAGGAAAUUCUCGGAUCUAGUGAGCAAUAAAAAUGCUUGAUAUAAUCGAUCGUA